AUGAGAGCGGAUGGCCGGGAAGCGGAACCAAAGGAGGAAGACGACCCGCUUUGUCCGCCGAUCCACUUCUCUGCUGUGGAAGAGAGACAAUUCUGUCGCCCGUGGAGAUCAGCUCUUGUUGUUAAAGCACUGGGACGUUCAACUUCAUAUACGGCCAUAUCCAAACGCCUCAACUCGAUCUGGGCUAGGGCUGGUAGCAUUCAGGUGACGUCAGCUAAGAAGGGAUACUACCUGGUGCGUUUUUCCAGCGGCAUCGACUACGAGCGGGCGAUCACAGGGGGCCCCUGGAUGAUGGGCGAGAAUUAUUUGACUGUUCACAUGUGGGAUAGCAACUUUAACCCGUACGAACAUGAAAUCUCGUCGACCCUGGUCUGGGCACGACUACUCGAGAUCCCAAUACAAUAUUUUCAUCCUGAGGCUGUCAUGAAAAUUGGGAAACGAAUGGGGAAACCGAUCAGGGUGGACCAGGCAACCCGGACAGGUGCUCGAAGUGACUAUGCUAGGGUGUGUGUACAGGUGGACCUAACGAAGCCGCUUCUAUCAAAAUUUCGAAUUAACGGGAAAAGGUACUUUAUACAGUACGAAGGCCUCGAGAGAAUCUGCUUACAGUGCGGAAGGUAUACAUCUCAUGGAACCUGUCAAUGCUCGAAACCAGCUGAGCCCAUGGAGGAUGAGACUGAGAGUUCUCCAAAAGAGACUGAGGAACCACAACCAGAGAAGGUCUAUGGGGAAUGGAUGAUCGCGAAGCGUAAACCUCGAAAUGGUAGACCCGAAGCAACCACUACGGGCCGCGGUGCGAUGGCCACAACUGUGAGGCAAGCAACUCAGGGCGUGCAGAAAAGCUCGGGGUCCAGAUUCCAAGCUCUACAAAAUGAGGAGACCGAGGGACCUACGAAGGAGGCUCUCGAGGAGCCAUCAGGUGCUGUGCAAGAAGAAAUUGGGCCCCAGCCGAGAAGCAAGGGUAAGGAGGUACCAGAAAAAGAGCAUGGCGGGAAAGCUCAUCCCAACUCGCCGAAUCCAACAACACCCCAAGCAAGACUCGUGCAGACUGGAGAGGAUAUAUCCAGUGGGGCUCUGGAGCAGAACACUAUGCAAAAGGACAGCUCUGGAACGAGGAAACAUAGAACGAGUACCCAGACUUCUUCUAUAACGGAGCCUAUAGAGAAGCCCACGUUACCACAGGUGCAAGUGACACCCCAAAUCCCCGGCCUGGAUGCGACUCUGCAUGGCAAGCAAAGUAACAUGCAGACAGUACAACAUCUGGGGCGGCCUCCAGACGAUCGAAUCGUACCGCGGCAUAAAAAUGCUUUGGAUGGUGGAGUGGAGCCGAGGGAGAUAUUAAUGUGCGAAGCUGACGGAGCCUCUCCGUCCGGGAACUAA
Molecule: messenger RNA, 1380 nt
Organism: Linum tenue
Lineage: Eukaryota; Viridiplantae; Streptophyta; Magnoliopsida; Malpighiales; Linaceae
Source: the annotation of a GenBank genome assembly